Molecule: messenger RNA, 2073 nt
Organism: Camellia sinensis
Lineage: Eukaryota; Viridiplantae; Streptophyta; Magnoliopsida; Ericales; Theaceae
Source: RefSeq, a predicted model, not a curated record
AACAACGUCGGGCACAUGGAGGGAAAUAAGAGUCCUGCUCUCCGGCAGGAGAGGACCCCAGCACCCCCGUGGGAGGCUGCCAAUGGAGGAAAACAAGAAAAAAAAAAAAAAAACAAACAGACAAACAGUUUUUUGGACCAAUGGGAAGAGACGGCAUCUCUCUCUCAGAUUUUCCCUAAACACAUCUCAUUUAAGGCAUCUCUCUUUCUCUCUCUCAGAUUUGCGAAUGAGAUUGAGUCAGGCCGAGUCGAGUUGCAGAGUUACUCUGACGAGUCGUCGCUCGGGUGGGAGACCGAGUCGAAGAAGAGUCAGACCUCGUUUGGGUCGACAGCAAAGACAAAGCAUGGCGAGGUCGAGAGGAAGAAAGGAACUCCAUGGAGAGAAGAAGAACACAGUGCUAAGUUUGAGGAUGAGAUAACAAGAAGGUUAAAGCAUACUGGAGCUAGCAUUAUAUCCAUGGCAAAUGUUGGUCCAAAUACCAAUGGAAGCGAGUUCUUUAUCACCUUGGCACCUACACCAUCACUAGAUUGAAAACACACAAUUUUUGGAAGAGUAUGCAGAGGAAUGAAAAUUAUCAAACGACUCUAUAGUGUUCAAACUGACAAUAAUGAUAGGUAUGUCUUUUUUCGGGAUAUAGUCUUUCCGUUUAGGUAUUAAUCCCCUAUGCUUAGUGCACUCUGCAAGAGCUCACAGCUGUCUGAUUUGCCAUUCAAUCAGAAUACAUGGGUAAUCUGCUCGGAUGACCAGCUUUUGUGUUAUCUUAAAUCUGAAACACUAAAAUGUAAAUGAUUAUGACGUAGAAGCUAUUUUGGCUUUUGUUUAAAUUUCCCUUCUUUCCUCUGCAUAUUUUGCAACUUCCACCAUGAACAGAACCUUAUGAAAAAUCUGAGUAAUUUUAGAUAAGUCUAUUCUAAAUUAUUUCAUGAUGAUAUCAGAAUAGUCAAAUUAUAUGAAUAAAAAGAAGGUAAGUGAUAAAUCCAAUAAAGGGUUAAUUACACCAAGAUCCCAUUAACUAUUUGUUAAUAUUACAUUACCCCCCUCAUCUAUAAACCUGUACAAUUUAACCCCUUCAACUAUGAAAACCAUACAAUGUCCCCUUCUGGAGGGGAGCAAGAGAAGAUGAAAGCGAUGCAUUUUUAUGAUUAAGGGGAUCAAAAUCUAAUUUAACUCUCUAAUACUGUAAACCAAGGGAGAUUCUGGUAGCAAACUUACAAUAAUUGUUCUCUCCUUUUGUGCAUCAGAAGAAUCUCAUUACAUAUCUGAAACCUGACCUUUAUGCCAGUCAAACAACUGGUGAUACAGCUUCUUGGUUUAUGAUUAUAGAUCUUUAACCAGAUAAGUCCACCUAAAUAUGUUGCAUGUAUUUAUCAGUGAAUUGUGGAUUCACCAUAUGAUUAACCUCAUGAAAAGAUCUAUACCUAACCCUCUGUUGCGAUUUAGCUACCUAAAUAAAAUUGGAUUGAUGGAAAAAAUAAUUACUGUCAUGUAAUGAUGAAUUCUUGGUUCAUGAAAUACAGAGAUUAUGCUGAAUUAGGAUUGUAAAUUACUCUCGUCCUCGUGGAAUGUUGUGAUUGUGCAAUUCAGUUUAGGGUUUGGACCCAAACAGGAAAUUGUAUUUCAUUUCACUGUGUAGAAGGCUUUAUUUUCCUCAUUUCCUUAGCACACUAAAGUUUGGUGUUCAUAUGAAAGUGAUCUAAUCCUAUUUUCAUCCAAAUGCAAGAUGGUUCUAUGAUGAUUUCCUUUAAGAACGAAGAUACAACCUCUCUGGUUUUCACUACAGAAAUUAAACUCUUUUGAUGCAUGUGGCAAUCCAGUUUAUGCGUUCAAACAAUGGAAAAAUUCUAUCUAAAUAAACAGGGAAGCAUAGUGAUGUUCUACAUGGUUUGUUCACUUGUCGACCAGAAAGGUCUAAAUUGCCAAUAAACCUAGGCAUAAGAAAGUAGCAGUCAUAAAGGAUAACUAGUCAAAAGCAAUUAAGGCAGAUUAAAAAAGUCACCAAUUUGAAUAGUAAUCUGCAAAUAAUACUCAAUUCUAGUGGACUAGUUAAUAUUAACUUUAAUUUUAUCUUCAAUU